AUGAAUGGUGAUGUCGAGGGGGAGCAUCAUGAAGAUAAUUUUGUCGAGGGGGAGCAAAAUGAUGAUCAAAACGAAAAUUUUCAUAAUACAACUGAUAAUGUAUCUAUUGCAGGUUUAGAGAAUGAUGAACCACUCGAAGAUGCACCGUUGGAUUUUGAUCCAACAUAUCCUCCUUUGGAUAGAUGGACUCGAAAUCAUCCACAUGAACAAAUUCUUGGUGAUCCACAAGAUGGAGUAUUAACAAGGGCUCAGAUUCGUGCAAAGAAUGAGGUACUCAAUACUCACCAGGAAUUUUUCAAGGCUGCUAUGGAACAUCCUGAUUGGGUUGUUUCUACGCAAUCUGAGUUUGCUGAAUUCGAAAGAAAUAAGGUAUUAGUGAAGAUUUUUGGUGGUUCAUGCUUGCUGCUUGAGGGAAAGGUCUCUAGUAUAUCCGAUUAUGACUUUGGGUUCAAAGAGGAUCUUUUCAAAACACCAGAACCCAUAAUAGAACAACCAAUGAUAACCCUGUGUGGAGAAGACAUCAUUUUUCCAGAAAAUAAGUUUACAUAUCUUGAAUUACUUGAAGAUGAGAACUUCAUGAGCAAUCUCUUUGAAGAAUAUAAAGAUAUCUUGCCAAAAGAAACAUCAUCUUCCUCAGAGUUUCCAGAUUUCAAAACAGAUGAUAACAUCGCUAUUAAAGAAAUUUUGUAUCCUUUUGGAACAUUCACAAAAAGUGAUAGCUCGGACAGUUUAAUCUCAGUGGAAGCGGAUCAAAUGAGGCCGAUUUCCAUGAAUUUUACUGAAAUGGAUUUGAAGAAUGUUCAUGGGUUGCAGCCACAGGUAACGAGUGAUCAAAUUCAAGAAACCCGCAUGCAGAAGCUUUCAAGAUACAGGGAUAAGAAGACAAAGAGGAAUUUUGGUCGAAAGAUUAAGUAUGCUUCCAGGAAGGCGUUAGCAGAUGGUCAACCACGGAUCAAAGGAAGGUUUGCCAAGGCUGAAGAAACAGAAGUCUUCAGAAAAGAAUAAGAGAGUGGUAAACGUCAUAAAUCGGCAUUUGGAAGAAACUGGAAUCUUGUAGUUAAAUGUAUAAAUCUUUGUUGAUCUUGGAUGCUGAUUGAGUUGUUUUUUGUUCGGUUUUUUUUGGAUGUUAUUGUAUGAUU
This is a messenger RNA of Lactuca sativa (garden lettuce), 1139 nucleotides long. Lineage: Eukaryota; Viridiplantae; Streptophyta; Magnoliopsida; Asterales; Asteraceae. The record is from RefSeq and is a predicted model, not a curated record.